CCAGUGCUACUCACCCACUGAAACUCCCCCGGUGAUGUUUCAAGCCUAGAUAGCUCCUGGAGACUACUGCCUCUGUGCUCCUGCUGUACGGUCAAAUGAGAGCCUUUACCGAUGGGGUGCCCUGAGCCCGCAGCUGGGACUGGGAAGCAAGCCACCUAACCCAGCUGGGCUGGGAUGCAUGGACACCCCUGCUUCUGCGAGGUGCCAAUGCUGCCGGGCAGCCCGGGCGGCAGGAGCUGAAGUCUCCAAGAUUCCUGCUGGUGGGAGCGUUUUUUGGGACUGGCUGGGGGAACUUGCACUACUGGAUGCCACCAGCCCAUCAGUUUAGGAUGAUCCAGCGGCACCAGCUGGUGCAGUCUGUGCUGCAGGAGCUACAAGAAGCCACUGAAUGCUUUGGCCUGGAGGGUCUCACCAGUGCUGCACUGGAGGCGGAGAGGACCCUGUCAUCUUUCUCCCUGCCUGGCUAUUGUGGGAGUCAGUUCCAAGAUGAGCUAGAGGUUGACCGGGUAGCCAGGAGCCUCUAUCCUGAGGAUGCCCCAAGUAACAUGCUGCCUCUCGUUUGCAAAGGUGAGGGAAACCGCCUCUUUGAGGCUGCCAGUGUGCUGCUCUGGGGCAACCCCAGCCUCAGCCUGGAGCUGCAAGUGCGUACCGUCGUGGAGAUGCUGCUGCACAAGCAAUACUACUUGAAUGGCAUGAUUGAUUCCAAAGUGAUGCUGCAGGCUGCCCGCUACUCCCUCUGCACUGAAGAGACCCCGGAGAUGACCAGCCUUCCCAUGGCUAUCCUGGAGGCCAUCUUCGAUGCUGAUAUCAAAGCUACCUGUUUCCCUGGCACCUUUGCCAACAUGUGGCAUGUCUAUGCCCUUGCCUCAGUACUGCAGUGUAACAUCUACUCUAUCUAUCCCAUGAGCAACUUGAAGAUCCGUCCCUAUUUCAACCGGCUCAUCCGGCCCAGAAAGUGCGGCCCGCAAACCUCCACACUCCACAUCAUGUGGUCGGGGCAGCAGCUCUCUCGGCAGGUCUUCAAAGCGCAGUACUUUGUGGCUGUGGUUGGCCUGGAGGAACUAGAACCCACAGCACCUUCACCAGAGCCUCCUGUCCAGCCCAUGAAGACCCUUGAGCUGCUGAACAGUGACCCCCAGCUGACCUAUUCUAACCUGCGUGACCGGUACAGCAUUACCAAGAGCACCUUCUACCGCUGGAAGCGCCAGUCUCGUGAACACCGGCAGAAAGCGGCUGCCAGGUUUGCAGCUAAACACUUCCUUCAGUCCUGCUUUCAGGAGGGCAAUAUAAUCCCCCUCCAGCACUUCCGACAAAUGUUUCCAGAAAUCUCCCGAUCCACAUACUAUGCCUGGAAGCAUGAGAUGCAGAGCAUGGUCAAUGGUGAUGCUUCUGCUCUGUCUGAGGCUCACAGGUUGCAGGAGCUUCACAGGGAUGUUCUAAAAAAGGCUGAUGUGAAUGAGCCAGCUAAUUCACAGGCGAGCUUAAGAUCCCAGAGUCCUUCCCUAGACCCCAUCCAAGCAGGAAUCUUCAUGCAGGGAGCCAAAUCCUACUUAGAGAAAUGCAUUUCUAUGAACACUCUGGUGCCUUACAGGUGCUUCAAACGCAGCUUCCCUGGCAUCUCCAGGUCCACUUACUACAACUGGCGAAGAAAAGCAAUCAAGGAGAACCCCAACUUCAAACACCCCCAGUCACCAUUGGAUAACCAGAAAACUCUACCUAUAGGAAAGCCAUUCCUGCAGUUGAAGCCAAACAGCGUGCCUGUUAGGAAGAGACGAAAUGGAGACCGGCCAGCGCCCAGGAGUCUCCUGCAGCUCAAGCCUUCUCUGUGCUGGAGAAUGCAGUUGCGAGAUGUGGCCAGGAGGCAGGUCCAGCAAUGGCAGCUGCCGUUCUGCAAGUACCGCUUGCGCUACCCAUCUCUCUCCUCCACAGCCUACUGGUUUUGGAAGGGCAGUGGCAAAGCUAUUGGGCAGCAUCGCCUGCCCUGGACUAGCUCCAGCCAGCCAUUGAACCGUGUGGCUUCCCUGGUGCCUCCAAGAGUGGAGCCAGGCCUCAAGCCCCAGUGCCGAGUGGAGGGAGCCACCAAGCACAUAGAUAAGCCAGUGCCUGCCAUCCCGUGCAACACUACCAUUUCGGGCUAUGCCAUGUCAGACAGAGCCAACAGCCGCAUGUUUGUGAUGGAUGUGAUUGCCACUGCCCAGUUCAAGGCACAGGCCAAGCUGUUCCUGCAGCAGCGCUUUGAGUCGAAGAACUUCCCAACCUACAAGGAGUUCAGUGCCCGCUUCCCACUCACAGCCCGUUCCACCUAUUACAUGUGGAAGCGUGCCCUGCAUGAUGGGCUGACGCUGGUGGAUGCCUGAGUGCCAGUUGCCAGCUGGCUUGGCCACAGAUCCUCUGCUGAUGUGCCCUUUGGCUUUCUGGUGGGGUGUCUGGGCUGGGGCCUCACUCUAACUUUUGUUCUGGUUUUGUGUUAUUUUGUUCCUAGUCUCUGGCUUUAUUUUCUGUGUGGUUCAAUCAGGUAUGCGAGCAUUCUCACAGCACCUAUUCCCAGAGACUGGAAGAAUGGAAGGAGAAGGCGCUGAGCUGCCCCAAAGGAAGAGGGGCCAGGAAGUUGUUCUCCCUCUUUUUUGCGCUCAGGGGAUGAGCAAG
This is a messenger RNA of Manacus vitellinus (golden-collared manakin), 2646 nucleotides long. RefSeq names its product vertebrae development associated (gene VRTN). The transcript is spliced from 2 exons. Lineage: Eukaryota; Metazoa; Chordata; Aves; Passeriformes; Pipridae. The coding region runs from base 306 to 2357 and encodes 683 amino acids. Gene Ontology annotation, biological process: regulation of transcription by RNA polymerase II. Gene Ontology annotation, cellular component: chromatin. The record is from RefSeq and is a predicted model, not a curated record.